This is a messenger RNA of Lates calcarifer (barramundi perch), 2376 nucleotides long. It is a transcript of the gene puf60a, whose product is annotated as poly-U binding splicing factor a. The coding region runs from base 143 to 1705 and encodes 520 amino acids. NCBI's taxonomy places the organism in Eukaryota, Metazoa, Chordata, Actinopteri, Centropomidae. The record is from RefSeq and is a predicted model, not a curated record. Gene Ontology annotation, molecular function: RNA binding. Gene Ontology annotation, biological process: alternative mRNA splicing, via spliceosome; mRNA splice site recognition; regulation of alternative mRNA splicing, via spliceosome. The transcript is spliced from 11 exons. Gene Ontology annotation, cellular component: catalytic step 2 spliceosome; precatalytic spliceosome.
AAACCGCUGUCAGAGGAAGUGACGUGGCGGGUGGCCGCGGUAUUUCCGCUGCUCGAACGGUCUCAAACAUCAGAAACAAUUGAUUAUAAAUUUGGAUCGAAGCGGAGAGAAGAAGGAGCUCGCGGAGCCGCGGCUGGGCUGAAUGGCGGCGGCAGUUUCUGCGCAGGGAGGGCCGGCUCUCAUCAUGGAGAAUGGACAGAGCACCACCACCAAGCUGGGUCUGCCGCCGCUCACCCCCAACCAGCAGGAAGCGCUGCAGAAGGCAAAGAAGUAUGCCAUGGAGCAGAGCAUUAAAAGUGUCCUGGUGAAACAGACUCUGGCUCAGCCGUUCCCCAGCCUCCAGAUUCCAUCUCUGACAAUGGGGUUAGGAGACGCUCUGUCCCCUCUGCAGUCGGUGGCGGCUCAGCGUCAGAGAGCUCUAGCCAUUAUGUGUCGGGUCUACGUGGGCUCCAUCUACUACGAGCUGGGGGAGGACACCAUCAGACAGGCCUUCGCUCCGUUUGGACCAAUCAAAAGCAUCGACAUGUCCUGGGACUCUGUCACCAUGAAACACAAGGGUUUCGCCUUCGUAGAGUACGAGAUGCCCGAGGCGGCCCAGCUGGCUCUGGAGCAGAUGAACUCCGUCGUCUUAGGAGGCAGAAACAUCAAGGUCGGGAGGCCCAGUAACAUUGGCCAGGCUCAGCCGAUCAUUGACCAGCUGGCGGAGGAAGCUCGUGCCUUCAACAGGAUCUACGUGGCGUCGGUUCACCCUGACCUCUCUGACGAUGACAUCAAGAGCGUCUUCGAGGCCUUUGGCAAGAUCAAGUCCUGCAUGUUGACCCGAGAGCCAACCACCGGGCGCCACAAAGGCUACGGCUUCAUCGAGUACGAGAAGGCUCAGUCCGCUCAGGACGCCGUCGCCUCCAUGAACCUGUUUGACCUGGGGGGUCAGUACCUGCGGGUGGGGAAGGCCGUGACUCCACCCAUGCCCCUACUCACGCCGACCACCCCCGGAGGACUGCCUGCAGCCGCCGCCGUGGCUGCUGCCGCUGCCACUGCCAAGAUCACUGCUCAGGAGGCCGUGGGAGCAUCGGUGCUCGGGGCUCUGGCCGGACCAGCGCUCCUCUCUCAGCAGUUGGGAGGACUUCCUCAAGCCGUCAUGGCCGCCCAGGCUCCAGGUGUCAUCACAGGAGUGACCCCGGCUCGACCUGGCCUGCCUCAGGUGGGUCUGGUGAACCCAGUCCUGGCCACGCCCCCUACGCCAGUGGCCCCUCUGGGCUCGGAGGCGAAGAGGGAGGAGGAAGAGCGUCAGCAGGAGGCGCAGCAGGACGGAGCCAUGGAGCCGCUCAGCGAGCAGGAGCACAUGAGCAUCAGCGGCAGCAGCGCCCGACACAUGGUGAUGAGGAAGCUGCUCCGCAAGCAAGAGUCCACCGUCAUGGUUCUGAGGAACAUGGUUGGACCCGAUGACAUUGACGACGACCUGGAGGGCGAGGUGACGGAGGAGUGCGGGAAGUUCGGGCAGGUGAAGCGCGUCAUCAUCUACCAGGAGCGUCAGGGUGAGGAGGACGAUGCUGACGUCAUCGUCAAGAUCUUUGUGGAGUUCUCAGAAGCGGCCGAGAUGAACCGGGCCAUCCAGGCUCUGAACCACCGCUGGUUCGGAGGACGGAAGGUGGUGGCCGAGGUUUACGACCAGGAGCGCUUCGAGAACAGCGACUUGUCAGCGUAAAACUCAGACUCAGACUGAGCGUAGAGUAGAAGCUGUUUCUAUCGGUGUCUGGCUCUGUUUGACUGUCCAGGAUCUAAAGGACCAGUCUGCUGUUUUCAUGUCUCAGCCACAAACACCCUCCUCCUGCCGAUCAGAUUACUGAUCAGAUUAUUGAUCAUUCCCCUCCUGCUGAUCAGAUUACUGAUCAGAUUAUUGAUCAGUCCCCUCCUGCUGAUCAGAUUACUGAUCAGAUUAUUGAUCAGGCCCCUCCUGCUGAUAAGCUGAUUGACAUCUGGAGACAUCGUUGCUGUUUUCACUGAACAGUCAGUCAGUCGAUCAUUAAAAUAACUGAUCUGCAGGAGGAUCAGGAAGUUUCAGAUGGUGUGUUCAGGAACCCCUCUGGUGAGACGAUGAGCAGGUUUGAGCUGAAACAUGAAUCCAGCUGUGGUCCAGAUGUUACUUUUCCUGCUUAGUUCCAGAUGUUCAGGUUUUUUGCAGCAACAGAAACGUCUGGAUGUUUGUCCUCUGACCAACGUCCCUGAACGCAGCACAGCAACACAAACUCAAACCUCAGUCUGUCCUCGGAGACAUUUCAGAGAAAAGAGACAGACACCUCAGAGGUCAACAGUGCGUUCAGGUGCUCUUCAGGUCAAACACCAAAAUAUGUGAAUAAAACUUUUUUCCUUUUUUUA